Messenger RNA from Ricinus communis (castor bean), 2022 nucleotides. Its product is annotated as high mobility group B protein 9. The transcript has 6 exons. The record is from RefSeq and is a predicted model, not a curated record. NCBI's taxonomy places the organism in Eukaryota, Viridiplantae, Streptophyta, Magnoliopsida, Malpighiales, Euphorbiaceae. Gene Ontology annotation, molecular function: DNA binding. The coding region runs from base 836 to 1852 and encodes 338 amino acids.
GAGGACCGGAUGUGUUCGUGAUAUAUGAUAUCAGUGCUUUCUUGCUAAAAUAUUUCUCUUCACAGACCAGUCGAGCUUUUUAUUUGGAAGGCCAAAACAAACCUUCAGUUUGGAUAAUGGAUAAAUACAAGAAAAACCCGCAUAAGAUACAUUGACUAGCAUUUAAAAUACUAUACCCACUCAAAAAAAAAAAAAAAGAGAUACAUUAGCAUUAUACGGCUUUAAUAAUCUCUGAUAAGCCAAUAGUGUGCUUCUCUUUCCCUCUGAUGAUCCUGUUUAAUGAAUAAUGCAAAGCUCAACACAUGUGCACUGGAGUGCACUAGAUACCAAUCCUAAAAGCCUAUAUCUUCUUACAGAUGUACCUAAGAUAUGGUCAGACGUGUUUCAGAAGAAGAAGAGCAAGUGCAUGUCAACGUUUGGUACAAAAGAGAGUAGAAAGAAAAAGAGAACGAAAUCAAAGCUUUACCAUCCAGCUGCAGAAAUGUCAGGCUUCGAAUGACACGAGAGAAGAGAGAGACAGAGAAAAGUAAGCAUGUAUGGUAGUAGAGUGUAAUAAUAUGCAUAUAUAGCUAUAGCCUGUGAUAUUAAUAGCUUCGCCUUAAGUCAGUCUCUGGUUGGGUUGGCCAUUCAAAAAUGACCCAGAUAAAGCCAAUUUUGUAUAACCGUUACCUCCCACGCGUCACUUCUCUUCUUUAAUUCUUGCUUUGCUCCAGUCUUAUACACUCUUAAUUACUAUCUUAUCUUUGGAAUCAUCAUUAUACUUUUUUCUCUUUCUUGUUAUUUCUCCCUCUCUCUCUCUCUCUCUCUCUCUCUCUCUGCCGGCGACGGAGAUAUAAUGUCGCCGGCGACUAAGAAAAUUGCUCUUGAUCAUGAAGUAGAAAAGACCAGGCAUUAUCCUACUCCUCUUGCUUCUCAUGAUAAAAUUGUUGAAGACCCCAUUACUUUCUGGGACACUCUUAGGCGCUUUCAUUCUCUUAUGAGUACUAAGUUUAUGAUUCCUGUGAUUGGAGGGCGGGAGCUAGAUUUGCAUAUAUUAUAUGUAGAGGCUACAAAAAGAGGUGGUUAUGAGAAGGUUGUCGCAGAUAAGAAAUGGAGGGAAGUGGGUUCUGUAUUUAAGUUCUCUCCAACAACAACAAGUGCCUCUUUUGUAUUGAGAAAACAUUAUUUUGGCCUGCUUUACCAUUAUGAGCAAGUUCACUUCUUUAAGGUUCAAGGUCCUAUGAGUUCUUCAGCAGCUGCAUUUCCUGGAAACAGCACUUUAUUUAGACCCGAAUUAGCUAUUGUGGAAUAUUCCCCUGAAGUGAUAAAGCAUCGCCCUGAACCACCAAGUGAAGGGUCCUCAUCUUUCUCAGCUCUUGGAACUAUUGAUGGGAAAUUCGAUUGUGGUUAUCUAGUGUCUGUGCGAGUGGGUUCCGAGGUUCUCAGUGGAGUACUUUACCAUCCGGACCAGCCACAGCACUCAUUUUCUUCUAUUUCCCAAUGUAAUGAUAAUGCCUUAAUUCCAUAUACUGGCAGCCGGAGACGGGACCAUUCUGCUCGUCGUCGCCGGAGGAGAAGCAGAAGAGCAGGGGAUCCUAGCUACCCAAAACCCAACAGAAGUGGUUACAACUUUUUCUUUGCUGAAAAGCACUACAAGCUCAAAUCUCUUUACCCAAAUAGAGAGAGAGAAUUUACAAAAAUCAUUGGUCAAUCAUGGAGUAAUCUGAGUGCGGAGGAGAGGAUGGUUUACCAGAAUAUUGGAUUGAAAGACAAAGAAAGAUACAAGAGAGAGUUGAAAGAGUACAAAGAGAGACUGAAGCUUAGAGAGACCAUGGAAUUAGAACUCCAGAAGUUGGGAAUUGAUUCAAGCUAGAGAAUAUAUUGCUUUUUGUGACUUUAAAAAUCCAUGUAUAUGAAGAUAUAAAAUUAAUGUUUUAAUUUUCGAUAGAACAGUACUGAUUUGAUAGAAGUUGGUGCAUAUGAUCGAUUGGUAUAACCUGCUCUAGUCAUCCAUCCUCGAUAUAUAUCUUUAUCUUUGCUUUA